AUGACAGCAUCAAUAUUUGAAGUAAAAUGCAAGCGAAUCCCGAACUGCCAGAAAUGCGGGCAGCAUGGCCGGAAGAAUCGGCUGAAGGGCCACAAACGCGUUUGCCCCUACAAGGAUUGCACGUGUCCAAAGUGCCAAGUGGUGUCGGAACGGCAGAAGUUGAUGGCCGACCAGAUCAAAAUUCGACGGCGGCAGAGGAAGGACACCCUGUUGAGCCUAACCCGCGAGAGCAUCACGGCCACAAUUUCAGCCCUCAGCCAAAUGCCAAACAGCAACGUCAACAAUCUGCAGGCCGCGCUGCUGUAUAACCACAUGAAGCCGUCAGAUGCGGCGUCCGCUCUUCAGAAGGCUUCCGAAAUUCCGGUCACCUCAACCGCAUCCUCGACCUCUAUGCCCCCACUAUCACAAGCGGCUCCCGAUCUACAGACGUUGAUUUUGAGUAGUUCCGCGCCGCACCCGUCAACGAUUCCGACGAGUACGGUAAUGCUGGAUCCACUACUUCUCCCGCUGGCCGCCCCAAUCGAUCAACUCACGUCAACGGCCCUACCACUCUCCCAGCCACUGCAGCCACUCCUCAACACCACCCCCGUCACCACACCGAAAAUGGGCGUGCCAGAUGUUUUGGUUCUACCUUUAAUCGUUGAAACAAAUACAAAGGUUCCGUACCGAUGUGUGGCUCCGAAUGAAGUCGCGAAUCAAUCUAUUGGGUAUUUCAAAACCGACACGACCUAU
Mesorhabditis spiculigera is the source of this 732-nucleotide messenger RNA. Lineage: Eukaryota; Metazoa; Nematoda; Chromadorea; Rhabditida; Rhabditidae. The record is from the annotation of a GenBank genome assembly.